Molecule: messenger RNA, 2023 nt
Organism: Liolophura sinensis
Lineage: Eukaryota; Metazoa; Mollusca; Polyplacophora; Chitonida; Chitonidae
Product: decapping and exoribonuclease protein-like
Exons: 8
Coding region: 380-1594 (404 amino acids)
Biological process (GO): NAD-cap decapping; nuclear-transcribed mRNA catabolic process
Cellular component (GO): cytosol; nucleus
Molecular function (GO): mRNA 5'-diphosphatase activity
Source: RefSeq, a predicted model, not a curated record
GUUGUUGUAACUUGCAUGCGUACAAGUUGAAACUACUGUACCAAACUUUUCAAGUUUGCGUUUCUAUGUACGCUACUUUUCAGUGUUGUGUGACACAUUGAUGUACAAGUGCAAGUGCAAGUCAAUAUUUUGUUAAUUCGCCAAAUGAUCAAAUAUCUGCGCGAAAUAAUGAAUCUGAUUCAUCCCGGCUAUCCGGCAUUAUUUUCAGUGUAUACUGGAGUGUGUUCUACCAUCCAAGGUCUGAAAGAUGUCAUUUAUUCUCACCUUUAGAUCCUCUUUGACCUGUCAUAUGGAAAAAAACUUGACUUGAGAAAAGAAUUUAAGGUCAAAAUGAAAUAAUGUCAUCAGGCAGCAUUUCUGGGUAAAAAUAGAAGGAAUAAUGAAGAGGAAAUCAGACGAAGCCUUUGAGGACUUUGGAAAUAAAGUGAGGCGCAAAGAUUCCAAAGACCAAAAUGUGAAUAACAAAUUGGAUGGAUCUAAUUGCCAACCAAGAUUCUCUUUAAGGCAAAUUCAGUCAUCCAGGAGCCAUUUUCCAUACUAUAGGCAGCCACGAGAAAUUGGCUUCUUUUCUCUGGAUAUUCAGCGAAAGUUUUAUGAUGAUAAAAGUCAGCUAAAGUUUUAUAUUGCUCCUAGCAAUGCUGCCUCAGUGAAUUUUAACCUGAGAGAAGGAUACAAAGAUCUGAUCAAGAAAGACGAAUCUGUGAAGGAAUUUAUUGAUGAUCUGCUCAGAUGGGUGUUGGUUCACAAACAGCUCUUUGUGUUGAGAGACAGUGAAGGGAAUUUACCCUCAGAUGAAACCUUGAAGAGUUUAAACACAGACUUCAUUUGCUGGAGGGGCCUGCUAACCAAGCUGUUAUGUACGCCUUUUGAGAGAAGAGAUGGCUGGUUGAUUGCCAUCAUUCUGUACAGAGGAACAUACUACAUGUGUGAAUAUGACACGGAGGAGAGGAAACACCAGAAACAGCGAAUAACACAGCGUCAAGAUGAGAUGUGCUACUGGGGCUGGAAGUUUGAACAGUACCUUGUGGCAGACUCCCCAAAGAAACUGCCGGACACAACAGGUCCUGUGAACAACUGUGAGGCAUACUGCACCGUGGUCAGGAGUCGACUCACAUCCCACUCAAUGGUGUUUGCCGGUGAAGUGGACGGUCUUGAUCCCAAAUCAACAGAGCCAUGCAAAUAUGUGGAGUUAAAGACUAGUCGAGAGAUAGAUAACAGACGGCAGGAUGAAAACUUUAAACGUUUUAAGCUUAUAAAGUGGUGGGCCCAGAGUUUUCUGCCUGGUGUUCCUACUGUCAUAUGCGGCUUCAGAGAUGACAGUGGUGUGGUACAUAGGCUACAAACCUACAAAACACUGGAUAUUCCAGCAGUAGCCAAAGAUAUCAAUGAUCCCUGGGAUGCUGCAACAUGUUUUAAUUUCCUGGACAAGUUUUUUCAUUUUGUCAAAGAGUCUGUCAAAGUAGAUGACCCCAGAGUGGUGCACCUGUUCUCCUGGAGCCCGGGGGAGGACAUCACGUGUGAGGACAUGGGCACAGACUCGGAGUAUUCCUUCUUACCCCACUGGUACAUCGAUAAGCUUUUCCCCCAGACCUGAUUUGACUGGAGGUCUGCAAACUUUACUGUUAUAUACCAGAGGAGCUAACCCACCAGUCUGAAGACACAUUACACAUGUUAGAUGAUAUGUACUGAUUAUAGCUGUUGAAAGAUUUGUUCACUCCUGUAAGCUAUGGUUAAAUCUCAGUCACAAUUUGGAUCAUAAUCCUUCAUAGUAAAUAAAUGCUGCAUUUCUGUACAGUCCCAUUACCUCUCCAUUCACACUUGCAAUGUGAAGUGUUUAAUAAGUCAUCCUUUGUGAACAUUAGAUUAAAUGCAGGUUAGGAAUGGUUACAGUGUGUAAAGGGAGUGUUGCAGAGCGUAUGCAGUUAAGAUUUUUUUUUACUGAAAUAUGAUUAAUAUGGCAGCAGUAGGAGUCAGGUCUAUGAACUAUACCAAGCAGAGCUAAAUAAAAUCACCGCAACUGUAA